This is a messenger RNA of Trichoderma atroviride IMI 206040, 1013 nucleotides long. NCBI's taxonomy places the organism in Eukaryota, Fungi, Ascomycota, Sordariomycetes, Hypocreales, Hypocreaceae. The record is from RefSeq and is a predicted model, not a curated record.
CAUGGCAGCCUGAUGAGAUGGAAGCGUUUAAAAAUAAAUGCUAGAUAGGAAACAAGAAGAUAGAAAAGUUAUAGAUAUGGGGCAUCACUUGACAGCCGCGAGACGGACCGGAAUGAGUCCAACCAGCGCGGGAUGGAGGGCAGAAGAGCUGCCACCAAGCAAAGUGAGUGACCAGGUUGAAUACCAGUCCCCAAUAUUUGUGGGCUUUGGAACUGUUUGCUGCUCCAAGACACCAUCCAACCACGUGGGUUCUUUGGGCUUGCCAAUGUCAGCAAGCCUCUUGGGAUUUUCAUCUUUCACCGGUCUCAACUUUUAUGCAUGUAUGCUCUGGCUAGCUGCAUGGCUUUAGCGGGCCAGUGUGCCAAUAGACGGUGCCCAGUGUCGUACUUGACGCCGAUGCUGGCGAUGCGAUGAUGGAGGAGUGCUGCAUGGCUACGGAGCAUUGCUGGUGAGGCUUAUGAUGUGAUGUGACGCCGCUCAACUACACGAGCAUCCGAGUUUAUUGGAGUCGGGAGCUCGAAAAAAGAAAGAAAUCAACGCAGUUUGCAUAGUGGCGCUCAAAGUCUCUCUUCUCCUCACUCCGCCAUGCGCCCUAGAGCGCAGAAGCUUCAAGUCGGUGCUUGAUCUAGCGCGGAUUGGCUGAACUUAGGAGAAUUCAUUCCAGGGUAUUCCCUACCAGCUCCCACGGGUAUUUGCCUCCAGACAGCUGGAUGAUGGCUAGGAUAGGCCGCGGAGAGGGGGAAUGUGAAUGUUAUUCGUCAUAAUACCGUUGGUAGCACGCUGUAACGGCCUAUCGUGUUCCUCCUCUUGUUUGUCUCAUGACCACAAACGAGCAAUCAUACCAUUUCCAUAACCGCUCCCUGCGAGCCAGCACAGCCCGUGAUUUCAACAAGAUCCUCGCAACUCUGGGAUGUUUUGCCGUACCGACGGCGUGGAUUGGUCCCAUCGGAGGACAUCCCCUGCCAGCCAAGAGAGGGGGUAAGGAAAGCACUGGUGAAUCAAGACAUGGACUG